Ichthyophthirius multifiliis is the source of this 1148-nucleotide messenger RNA. RefSeq lists its product as hypothetical. Gene Ontology annotation, biological process: regulation of cytosolic calcium ion concentration. Gene Ontology annotation, cellular component: cytosol; synapse; neuron projection. Gene Ontology annotation, molecular function: calcium ion binding. The transcript has 3 exons. NCBI's taxonomy places the organism in Eukaryota, Ciliophora, Oligohymenophorea, Hymenostomatida. The record is from RefSeq and is a predicted model, not a curated record.
AUGAGAGGAUCAAAUUUUUAAUAAUAAUAAAAUGGAGUAACAAACGUAUAUACUUAAUAAUCUUACAGAACCAGCAAUACAUCUAAUUCUCAAUAUGGAGGUAAUACAAAUGAUGUCUACAGAAAUGCAGGUCCUUAAAUGGAAGUAUAUAGAUCAUAGACAGGAGGUUCAGGAAUUGAAGUAUUUAGAUCAUAGACAGGACCAUCGGAAGUUUAUAGAUCUGAAGUGAUAUAUACUUAAUAAAAUAAUUUACCUAGUAAUAAUAUAAUGGAUAUUAGAUAAUAGACAUUAGGAGGUGUAAGUUCUUCUAAUAUGUUUACAAAUAAUGAAUUUUAAAUUAAUUAAUAAGUAGUAGGAGGAGGAUCAAUUUAUGAUGGAGUUAGUGACUAAGUUAAAAGAGGAGGCAAACAAUUAAGUACUACUUAUAAUACUUAAUAUCAAUAAGCUACUGGAGGUGCUUUAUGUAGUGAAGAAAACGCAAGAAUAGUCGCUAAGAGAAUUUUCGAAUAAUACGAUAGAAGUAGAAAAGGGAAUAUUGAUGUAAACGACGGAUCCUAUAUGAUUGCUGAUGCUUAUAAAGCUAUAAAUAAAUAAUUUUCGGCAAAUCCUUAAUACGCUAGUUCUUAUUAUAGAGUUAUUGAUGUUAAUUAGGAUGGGUAGGCUACUAUUUAGGAUAUUGAGAGUUUAUGUUUAAAAUAUUUAUGUGGAGUUAUGCCUAUGUAAUAAGGUGAAAAAAUUAAAAGAGGUGGAAAAAAAUAAUAUCCUCCAGAAGUUGAAGUUAAACUUAAUGUGGCUAGAAGAUUGUUUAAAAAAUAUGAUAAGGAUUAAGGUGGAUAUUUAGAUAGAAACGAAAUUGUAGAUUUAAUUAAAGAUACUUAUUUAGAAAUGGGAAUGGCUAAUUUUGCACCUAGUGAAACUGAUGUUAAGAUUUGGUUAGAUAUGGCUGAUACUAAUACAGACGGAAGUGUUUCUAUAGAUGAAUAUGAAGAUUUAGUUAUUAAAUCUUUAUAAAAAGCUGGAUUUAAAAUCGAAAACUAAUCUAUUGUUUUUUGAUAGAAAUUUUAUAUUAUUCGUAUUCUUAUUAUAAAGGAAUUAUAUUUUAUAUUUUAUAUUUUUAUUUUAUUUUUUUAAGAAAUUUUUUAAGAUAU